Molecule: messenger RNA, 506 nt
Organism: Capsella rubella
Lineage: Eukaryota; Viridiplantae; Streptophyta; Magnoliopsida; Brassicales; Brassicaceae
Product: 40S ribosomal protein S28-1
Exons: 2
Coding region: 105-299 (64 amino acids)
Biological process (GO): ribosomal small subunit assembly; maturation of SSU-rRNA; translation
Cellular component (GO): cytosolic small ribosomal subunit; ribosome
Molecular function (GO): structural constituent of ribosome
Source: RefSeq, a predicted model, not a curated record
UAACCACUAAUAAAUUCAUUUUUUCAGCUUCCUGCAUUUAGGGUUUUGUUUAGCAGUCUCGAUUUCGCCUAGCUUCCUGAGCUUCCGCCGCAUCCGUCUACAGAAUGGAUUCUCAGAUCAAGCACGCCGUGGUCGUAAAGGUCAUGGGCAGGACCGGUUCUCGUGGUCAGGUGACUCAGGUUAGAGUUAAGUUCACUGAUUCAGACCGCUACAUCAUGAGAAACGUGAAAGGACCGGUCAGGGAAGGAGAUAUCCUCACUCUCCUCGAGUCCGAGAGAGAAGCUAGAAGACUCCGUUGAUUCCAUUCUCUUACAGAUGUCUUCUCAAAUUUUACAUUUUGUGAUGGUCUCUUGUUUCUUGGUCUUGUAGUCCAAGUUUUUUUCCUUCUUUCUUUUGCUGCUUUGUUUUUAAUUAAUUACUUGAGGUUUUGUUAAGACAAAGUUUGAAUCUAGGAAUGAAUCUUUUAUAAAAUCAUGAAAAUGAAAAUGUGCUGCUAUUAUUCUCAA